UGUCAAACACGCGAAUAACGCGAUUUGCGAAAGCUGAAAAAUAAAUUGGAGUUGUUUUUGUUUUCGUAUCGCUUUGUCUAAAUAGUUAACAAAAAUAUUUUCAGAAUGAAAAAUUUUCCAGUGUUCGUUUUCCCUGUGUCGCUAGAAUUUUAUCUAAACGCAAGACACACGUAUAAACAAUUGUUGACAGUUUAUAAUCCAUACGAGUUCUCAGUUAAUUUCAAAGUACUAUGCACGUCCCCAAACAAAUUCACAGUUAUUGAUCCCGAAGGAGUGAUAGCACCUCAAAGCUGCAUAGACAUAAUUGUUCGAUACACACAACCCUCUGCCUCACAUUGCAAUACAACAGACAAAUUUAGAAUUACUAUGUACGACAGAAAUACCCAGCAGGCACUGGGUAAAAGGGACAUACCCACAAAGUUGAUAGAUGGGGAGCCCUCUAACACUAAUCCUGAAAGUUUGGGAGACAACUUCCAUCCCCUAGCAUCAAGGUCCACCCCUCAGAAACAAACCGAGGAGCAUCCGAAAGUCAUUUGCAAUCACCCAUCUCAUAGGGAUAACCCACCAGUAAAUGUUGUAGCUGUGGCGGUGAGUAUAUGUUGUAUAGCCGCUCUUCUAUUACCCACACAACCCGAAGCGACAGUCAAUUCUCAACUGCCAGAAUGGUUGCAUAUCGGCUCUAAUUUAAAAUUAGUGUUUUCAUUUGUACUCGGACUCGUAAGCAUGUUAGUUCUAAGGCCAUAGGUUAUCCUGAAUAAAGUCUAAUUGCAGAGCAUGUAGAAAUUCAUAAUUGGCCUAUAAUUGCAGUGUCUUCGAAACAUAGCUCUUUGGUCCUGUUGUGUACCUAAUACCUAUGUUCUUGGUAAGUGUAUCUGCAAUAAAAACUUAGAUUACCAUUGGUAUGUUGGGUCAAUUUAUUGUUAAGAUAGCAAAUAGAUAUUUUAAACCUUUACCAAAAAAAACGAUGUAUUCAAAUACUCUUCUCUAAACUUUCUUUUACCAGCAGAGUAAAAUGUACAUAAAAAUAACCACCUUCUUGGUUGGAAGUUAGUUAAAUAUUUAGAGCAAAUAAUGUUGCAUUUAAAAUUAGUGUGACAGGCCUUUAUUUGUGCUUCAAUAUAAAUAAAUAUAAUUCAAACUAGAAUGUAUUAUCAAUCUUUAAAAUUAUGUAAGUUAUAUUCCCUUAAUUUUUAGGGU
This is a messenger RNA of Aricia agestis (brown argus), 1197 nucleotides long. Its product is annotated as motile sperm domain-containing protein 1-like. The transcript is spliced from 4 exons. The record is from RefSeq and is a predicted model, not a curated record. Gene Ontology annotation, cellular component: cytoplasm. The coding region runs from base 106 to 744 and encodes 212 amino acids. Lineage: Eukaryota; Metazoa; Arthropoda; Insecta; Lepidoptera; Lycaenidae.